Molecule: messenger RNA, 1697 nt
Organism: Cylicocyclus nassatus
Lineage: Eukaryota; Metazoa; Nematoda; Chromadorea; Rhabditida; Strongylidae
Source: the annotation of a GenBank genome assembly
AUGUCUGCAGAUUUUGGCCACGCCAAAGUGUUGCUUCCAACUUGCCAACGUGUUCGUCACACGUGGCACGUCCGCGACGCCAGAAGUGCAGUGGCAAAUGUGAAAGGUUGUGCGGAAGAGCAUUAUGAAUCUGUCCUCGCUACUCGCUAUUGUAGACGCAGCCCACUAAUCGAAAUACUUUCUGAAAAGAACAAAACAAUUUUAUGGCGACAGUUGUGGAUCUGGUUGGCAGAAGCGGAGCUUGAACUCGGUUUGAAACAGAUAACACCGGAAGCCAUAGCUCAAAUGAAGGAAAUGCGGGAUAAUAUCGAUUGGCCGAAAAUCCGUGAAGAAGAACGGAGACUGAAACAUGACGUCAUGGCACACAAUCAUGCAUUUGGAGCUGUCUGUCCUCUUGCGGCUGGAAUAAUUCACCUUGGAGCCACUUCUUGCUAUGUACAAGAUAAUGCCGAUCUUAUCGUCAUUCGUGAUUCAGUGAGGCAUUUGCUUUGUAAAGCUGCUACAGUACUUGAUCGCAUUGCUGCGUUCGCUGAUCGCGAGAAGUCCCAUGUCACCGUUGGACGUACACAUUACCAAACCGCUUCUUUAGUCACGAUUGGUAAAAGGGCUGCAUUAUGGGCACAGGAACUGCUUAUGGCUUUCAAACAGCUCGAGCAUUUCCAUGACAGCAUGAAAUUCCGAGGAAUCAAGGGAGCCACGGGUACUCAGGAUUCCUUUUUAACACUGUUUGGUGGGGACGAGGAAAAGGUCGAAGCUCUUGACGAGAUGAUCACCGAAAAAGCAGGUUUCGCUCACAAGUUUUCCAUUUCUGGGCAGACUUACUCAAGGCAGCAGGAUGUUUAUCUGAUCUUCGCUCUAUCUGCUAUCGGUUCAUCUGUGAAGAAGAUCUGUACUGACAUCAGAGUAUUGCAGGCUAUGGGUGAGCUUCUGGAACCAUUUGAAAAGGAUCAGAUCGGCUCGUCUGCCAUGCCUUAUAAGAAGAAUCCGAUGAAAAGUGAACGUUGUUGUUCUUUAGCGCGUAAGCUCAUUCAUAUGCCACAGGAAGCGCUAAGCAUACUGGGUGACCAAGGUUUGGAACGCACCUUGGACGACUCUGCUGGCCGUCGAAUGCUGUUACCAGAUGCUUUGCUUACAGCUGAAGCAGUGCUAACCACUUUGCAGAAUGUUUUCGAAGGUCUAACCGUGCAAACGGAAAACGUGGCUCGUGUAGUUCGAGAGGAGUUACCUUUCCUCGGACUAGAGAAGGCGAUGAUGUGGUUGACCGAAGAAGGUGUUGACAGACAACAGGCGCACGCUGUCAUCCGUGCGACCGCGCUUGAGGCGAAGAGACGCCAGGCCACUGAGGUUAUUCAUAUGGAAGACAUACUACGUGAUCCAUUCUUUGAUUCGGUGCGUGAACGGGUUAUGGUCCUAGUAAAUCAACCCAUCACUUUCACUGGCCGUUGUGAAUCUCAAACUGUGCGUUUUCUCACUGAAGAGCUUCGCCCGGCUAUAGCUCCAUACUUUGACACGGAAGCUGCGAACGUUCAACUAGACGUUUGAACAGGCUUAGCUUUAAUAUGUAUUUGAUAGUAGCAGGAUUUUGUCAUUUUAGCUACAGAAAUAUGUCGACAAACUUUUAUAAUAAUUUGUCAGGUGUUUCCGUUGCUCAUUUGCUAUGAAAGUGCUUACUUUUUUUCCUAUAAAAGUUUUAAGUG